UCGCCUCGACACUCGACAGUGUGUAGUGGAGACGCUAUUAACGCAACCAAAGACAAAAGCCGCAAAGGAUGCCACACACCAACACUGCCAACAAGUCUUCUUCUACCUCCCCCCUGAAUCCAUUCCAUUCCCUUCUCUCUCUCUCUCUCUCUCUAGCUGCCUAGCCAGGUAGCUUCUCUCUCUCCUCCACGCUCCUGCCGACACACAAGAAACGACGUAGCAGGAGAGAGAGAGAGGCCACUGGUAGCCAAGAGUGUGAGAGAAGCAGGCGGGCCGCUGCCGAUCGACCAUGGAGCCGGGCGCCGACGCGCCUCGCGGCGAGGGAGCGAGCGCGCCAGAGGAGUCUGGACCGUCCUCAUCCUCAGUCGCCGUGGAGAAAGCUGAAGAGCCACAGCAGCAACAAGCGCAGCCGCCGGAGGGAGGAGGCCAGCAGGUCGCAGUGCAGGAGCACCUGCAGGCGCCGGAGCCGCUGUCGCAGCAGGCGCCGGUGCCGGCGGGGCUGAGCCGGUACGAGUCGCAGAAGCGGCGCGACUGGAACACGUUCCUGCAGUACCUGCGCAACCACAAGCCGCCGCUGACGCUGGCGCGCUGCAGCGGCGCGCACGUCAUCGAGUUCCUCAAGUACCUGGACCAGUUCGGCAAGACCAAGGUGCACGCCGAUGGCUGCGCCUACUUCGGCCAGCCCAACCCGCCGGCUCCGUGCGCGUGCCCGCUCCGACAGGCAUGGGGCAGCCUCGACGCGCUCAUUGGCCGCCUGCGCGCCGCCUACGAGGAGUCCGGCGGCCGCCCUGAGUCCAACCCCUUCGCCGCGCGCGCCGUGCGAAUCUACCUGCGCGAGGUGCGCGAGGGGCAGGCCAAGGCGCGUGGGAUCCCCUACGAGAAGAAGAAGCGCAAGCGCGGCAGCACGUCCGCCCCCGCGGCGCCGCCUCCCGUUGUCACCGCCUCAGAGGCGGCAGCGACCUCCGGAGGCGGCGAGGACGACGAGGACGAGCCGUCACAGUCAACAGAGCAACAGCGUACGACGCCAGCGUCUCCUCCUACUCCUCCAACUAGAAGUAGUAGCGCCGGCGCGACUAGCACCACCGCAGCGGCGGCGGCGACCACGACGGCGACAACGAGAGGGAAGGAAGCGGCAGAAGGAUCAGCGUGAUAAGUGUAGACCAUUAAAUUACCCUUUUGAUUAUUCCAUCACAUCCAAAUUCUAAUCCUGCACCAUCAUAAUUUUAGUUGUUUGUUAUUACAAUUACUGCUGCUAUGAUUUGUUGGAUAUAUAUAUAUAUAUAUGAGAGAGGUCUAAUUAAGUA
Messenger RNA from Hordeum vulgare subsp. vulgare (domesticated barley), 1304 nucleotides. RefSeq names its product protein G1-like7. Gene Ontology annotation, biological process: response to light stimulus; mRNA transcription. Gene Ontology annotation, cellular component: nucleus. Bases 290 to 1150 code for a protein of 286 amino acids. Lineage: Eukaryota; Viridiplantae; Streptophyta; Magnoliopsida; Poales; Poaceae. The record is from RefSeq and is a predicted model, not a curated record. The transcript has a single exon.